UUCUUCCUUUGGAGCCUGAACCCUCAUCUUCCCUCCCCAGCCCGAUCGCGAGGAGCUGAGCUCUGCCGGUAGAGGCAGUGCCUUUCCAAAAACAAUUGCUCUUUGGGCAGAUUUCUUGAAAAGAGCCCAACAGGUUGGCGGCCCCGGCGCCGCCCGGCAGUCGAGCGGGAAGCCGCAGCUCGCCUCUCCGGCCUGCGUGGCCCCGGCUGCGGGAGGGACGGGGCGAUGGCUCGGCCUGACCCGUGCGCGCCGCCCCCACUGCUGCUGCUGCUCCUGGCGCAGCUGGCGGGCCGGGCGGCGGCCGCCUCCAAGGCCCCGGUGUGCCAGGAGAUCACGGUGCCCAUGUGCCGGGGCAUCGGCUACAACAUGACGCACAUGCCCAACCAGUUCAACCACGACACACAGGACGAGGCGGGCCUGGAGGUGCACCAGUUCUGGCCGCUUGUGGAGAUCCACUGCUCGCCGGACCUUCGCUUCUUCCUGUGCUCCAUGUACACGCCCAUCUGCCUGCCAGACUACCACAAGCCUCUGCCGCCCUGCCGCUCGGUGUGCGAGCGCGCCAAGGCUGGAUGUUCGCCCCUCAUGCGCCAGUACGGCUUCGCCUGGCCCGAGCGCAUGAGCUGCGACCGCCUCCCGGUGCUGGGCCGCGAUGCCGAGGUCCUGUGCAUGGAUUACAACCACAGCGAGGCCACCACGGCGCCCCCCAGAGCCUUCCCAGCCAAGCCCACCCUCCCGGGUCCAGCCGGGGCGCCGGCCGACGGGGGCGAGUGCGUCCAAGGGGGCCCGUCGGUGUGCCAGAAAUGCCAGUGCCGGGAGCCCUUCGUGCGCAUCCUGAAGGAGCACCCGCUGUACGACAAGGUGCGCACAGGCCAAGUGUCCAACUGCGCGGUGCCCUGCUACCAGCCUUCCUUCAGCCCUGACGAGCGCACGUUCGCCACCUUCUGGAUCGGCCUGUGGUCAGUGCUGUGCUUUAUCUCCACCUCCACCACCGUGGCCACCUUCCUCAUCGACAUGGAGCGCUUCCGCUACCCCGAGCGCCCCAUCAUCUUCCUGUCCGCCUGCUACCUGUGUGUGUCGCUGGGCUUCUUGGUGCGCCUGGUCAUGGGCCAUGCCAGCGUGGCCUGCAGCCGCGAGCACAGCCACAUUCACUACGAGACGACGGGCCCAGCGCUCUGCACCGUCGUCUUCCUGCUCGUCUACUUCUUCGGCAUGGCCAGCUCCAUCUGGUGGGUCAUCCUGUCGCUCACCUGGUUCCUGGCGGCCGGCAUGAAGUGGGGCAAUGAGGCCAUCGCAGGCUACGCGCAGUACUUCCACCUGGCCGCGUGGCUCAUCCCCAGCGUCAAGUCCAUCACGGCCCUGGCGCUGAGCUCGGUGGACGGGGACCCGGUGGCCGGCAUCUGCUACGUGGGCAACCAGAACCUGAACUCGCUGCGCGGCUUCGUGCUGGGGCCGCUGGUGCUCUACCUGCUGGUGGGCACGCUCUUCCUGCUGGCGGGCUUCGUGUCGCUCUUCCGCAUCCGAAGCGUCAUCAAGCAGGGUGGCACCAAGACGGACAAACUGGAGAAGCUCAUGAUCCGCAUCGGCAUCUUCACGCUGCUCUACACCGUACCGGCUAGCAUCGUGGUGGCCUGUUACCUGUACGAACAGCACUACCGCGAGAGCUGGGAGGCAGCCCUCACCUGCCCGGGCCCCGACGCCGGCCAGCAGCGCGCCAAGCCCGAGUACUGGGUGCUCAUGCUCAAGUACUUCAUGUGCCUGGUGGUGGGCAUUACGUCAGGCGUGUGGAUCUGGUCCGGAAAGACCGUGGAGUCGUGGCGGCGCUUCACCAGCCGCUGCUGCUGCCGCCCGCGGCGGGGCCACAAGAGCGGAGGCGCCACGGCCGCGGGCGACUACGCCGAGGCGAGCGCUGCGCUCACCAGCAGGACCGCGCCGCUGGGCCCCGCCGCCUACCACAAGCAGGUGUCCCUGUCCCACGUGUAGGAGUCCUGGGAGCGGGGAUCGGAGGGGGAUGGUUCCGUUGGGUAGCUCUGCCAAGGUCACUUCCGUUUACGUUAUUGGUGCUGAUGCUGCCUCUUGGGGCCACUGAGGGAGGGGUGGAAACGGGGGCCAGUGUCCAGAGAGGACCUGUGCCAGGUCUUCGAGAAGGGGCUCAGCUCGCCUGUGUUCUGUUUUUUUCCCACCUUCCAUUGGGG
This is a messenger RNA of Elephantulus edwardii (Cape elephant shrew), 2192 nucleotides long. RefSeq names its product frizzled class receptor 5 (gene FZD5). Gene Ontology annotation, biological process: canonical Wnt signaling pathway; non-canonical Wnt signaling pathway. The transcript has a single exon. NCBI's taxonomy places the organism in Eukaryota, Metazoa, Chordata, Mammalia, Macroscelidea, Macroscelididae. The record is from RefSeq and is a predicted model, not a curated record. Gene Ontology annotation, cellular component: plasma membrane. Bases 226 to 1980 code for a protein of 584 amino acids. Gene Ontology annotation, molecular function: Wnt receptor activity; Wnt-protein binding.